AUGGCUGUUGUCGGCAUCGGAGGGUUGGGUGUUCUUGCAAUUCAGUUCGCAAAGUCUGUUGGCUUGCGAGUCGCAGCGGUUGAUGGUAGUGAUGUUGGAACCGGAAAUGCAGCCAACGUACCAAGUCAUCUUAAGCCCGACAUCAUCUGCAAGCUACAUGACUCUGAUACUAUCGAGAAACUUGCCCAAUUUUCAGGCGGCAUGGGAGUUGACGCUGUUAUCAGCUGCACCGAUGAUAUAUCAGCAACCGAUUGGGCGCCCCAUCGUCUCCGGUACGGAGGCGUGGGUGUCGUUCUGAGACUUUCGAACGAUGGAUUCAAAUUCGAUCCUUUCAACAUCGCAUUUCUCGAGCUCAUCAUUCGUGGCUCGCUACACAGCAGUGUGCAAGAGGUAGAGAAGAUGGUGCACGUCAUGGCACAGCAGGGGAUUUGCAGUAAGAUCACCAAAGUCCCACUGCAGCAGGGAGAGAGUAUACCCGAGAAAAUUGCAGCUCGCGAGUUUCAUGGACGCGUGGUAGUGACUUUAUAG
This is a messenger RNA of Fusarium falciforme, 528 nucleotides long. RefSeq names its product PKS-ER domain-containing protein. The record is from RefSeq and is a predicted model, not a curated record. The transcript has a single exon. Lineage: Eukaryota; Fungi; Ascomycota; Sordariomycetes; Hypocreales; Nectriaceae. Bases 1 to 528 code for a protein of 175 amino acids.